Messenger RNA from Aedes albopictus (Asian tiger mosquito), 382 nucleotides. RefSeq names its product cuticle protein 19-like. Bases 1 to 348 code for a protein of 115 amino acids. The record is from RefSeq and is a predicted model, not a curated record. NCBI's taxonomy places the organism in Eukaryota, Metazoa, Arthropoda, Insecta, Diptera, Culicidae. The transcript is spliced from 2 exons. Gene Ontology annotation, cellular component: extracellular matrix.
AUGUUCAAGAUUCUCGCUUUAUUUGCCUGUUUGGUCGUUGUUGCCUCCGCAAGAUACGUUGCCGUAGAUCACGGUCAUCAUCAGGAGGAUUAUCAUCAUUCGCACCCGAAGUACAAGUUUGAGUAUGGAGUUAAGGAUAGCCACACCCACGAUCACAAGAGCCAGUGGGAACACCGCGAUGGAGAUGUCGUGAUGGGACAGUAUACGCUGGAUGAGGCUGAUGGUACUCAUCGUGUGGUUGAUUACAGCUCGGACUACAAGGGAGGAUUCCAGGUCCAUGUUCAGCGAAACGGACACGCCCACCACCCACACGGAGAGAGCUACGUGAAAAUCGAUCAGCACUAUUGAUGGUUUCAAAUCGUUCAUACAAUGUUCGACGUUA